Molecule: messenger RNA, 818 nt
Organism: Perca flavescens (yellow perch)
Lineage: Eukaryota; Metazoa; Chordata; Actinopteri; Perciformes; Percidae
Gene: gjb7
Product: gap junction protein beta 7
Exons: 1
Coding region: 36-818 (260 amino acids)
Biological process (GO): cell-cell signaling
Cellular component (GO): connexin complex
Molecular function (GO): gap junction channel activity
Source: RefSeq, a predicted model, not a curated record
GUUGGUGUAUUCCUCGACAGGAGACUCGCAGAAAGAUGAACUGGGGCUUUUUGGAGAACGUCCUCAGCGGUGUGAACAAGUACUCUACAGUGAUCGGGCGCAUCUGGCUUUCCGUGGUCUUUCUCUUCAGGAUCUUGGUGUACGUGGCAGCGGCCGAGCAGGUGUGGAAGGACGAGCAGAAGGAUUUUGUGUGCAACACCCAGCAGCCUGGCUGUGAAAAUGCUUGUUUCGACCACUUCUUCCCCAUCUCGCAGGUGCGCCUCUGGGCUCUGCAGCUCAUCAUGGUAUCCACCCCGUCACUGCUGGUGGCCCUGCACGUGGCCUACAGGGAGCACCGGGAGGCCAAACACAAGCGGAAACUGUACAAGGACAAAGGGAGCAUUGAUGGAGGUCUGUUCUGCACCUACAUAAUCAGCCUGGUCUUCAAGAUAAGCUUUGAGGUAGGCUCCCUGCUUGCUUUCUACUUCCUGUACAACGGCUUUGAGGUGCCCAUGCUGCUCCGCUGUAGCCAGAGUCCCUGUCCCAACACGGAGGACUGUUACAUUGCAAGAGCCACGGAGAAGAAGAUCUUCCUCUACAUCAUGGCCUGCACAUCCAUACUGUGCAUCACUCUGAAUUUUGUAGAGCUCAUGUACAUUGUAUGGAAGCACUUGUGGAAAUGUUUCACCAGGCGGUACGUCCCUAUAGGGGAGAAGGCUGUCAGCCACCGCCAGUCACAUGUUUCCAUCGUCAGUAAGCGUGUCUCCGUUGAGCCCACAGUAAACACAGAGGACAGCACCACACAGCCUGCAUCCACAGCUGAAAACCAGCCGGUCUAG